This is a messenger RNA of Coccomyxa subellipsoidea C-169, 1479 nucleotides long. RefSeq names its product FAD/NAD(P)-binding domain-containing protein. NCBI's taxonomy places the organism in Eukaryota, Viridiplantae, Chlorophyta, Trebouxiophyceae, Coccomyxaceae. Gene Ontology annotation, molecular function: GDP-dissociation inhibitor activity. Gene Ontology annotation, cellular component: Rab-protein geranylgeranyltransferase complex; nucleus; cytosol. Gene Ontology annotation, biological process: protein geranylgeranylation; small GTPase-mediated signal transduction; vesicle-mediated transport. The record is from RefSeq and is a predicted model, not a curated record. The transcript has 10 exons. The coding region runs from base 1 to 1479 and encodes 492 amino acids.
AUGCAGGUGCCAGUAGGCGGUGUCGGUCGUAUAUACACACAUGCAGAGGUCCACAGGUGGAACGGCGCAGAGCUGGGCCCAUCCAGGGAGUACAACAUAGACCUGGCGCCCAGAGUGGUGCACUGCGCGGGCUCGCUCAUCAAUGCUCUGCUGGACGCUGGGGCCCAAAACUACCUCGAGUUUAAGCUGCUCCAGCAGAGCUAUGUGUGGCGGGAGGGGCGGUACGUGAGGGUUCCUGCGUCAAGGGCAGACAUUUUCAAGGACCGCAGCCUGAGCCCGUUGGACAAGCGGGCACUCAUGCGCUUCCUGCAAAAUGCCCAGCAGAGCUUCCUGGCCCAGGGCAGCAGCCUGGAUGGACCAGACGCAGAGCGGCCAUUUGUGGAGACACUGAGGGCGGAGGGCUUGGGGCAAUCGUUGAGGGAUGUGAUCAUGUAUGCUCUGGCAUGCAUCCCCAGCAGCCAGGAGGGGCCGGAGCUGACUGGAUGCCCCGUCAGCACAGCGGACGGCAUGGCUGCGCUCGCUCGGUACAUGGAGUCUGUCGGCAGGUACGGCGCGGAUACGGCGGCGUUCCUGGUGCCCCUGUACGGCGGCGGCGAGCUGCCGCAGGCGUUCUGCCGAGUGGCGGCAGUGGCGGGCGCGCUGUACGUGCUGCGCCAGCCUGUCGCUGACGUCACGAUUACCUCAUCGCCCGGAGGCGGCCGCGUCUGCACCGGUGUCACCACCGGCAGCGGGCAGGCAUUGGCGGCCGCCCCCGGGUUGCUGGAGGAGCUGCUGUCGGCUGACUCAGCGCUUCCUGCCGGUGAGUCAGCAGCCGGUAUAGAUGACUCAGCAGAUGAGUCAGCGCAGCAAUGCCACUCGCAAGCCGUGGCCAUUUUGGACCAGCCGCUGCAGGAAGAAGAGAGCCAGGUGCUUGUGGUCAUCCCUCCUGGAGCAGUGUGCAACACUCACCCGGUGUAUGCCCUCCAAGUGGGCUCGGCCACUGCAUGCGCGCCACCUGGCAGGCAAGUAAUACUGCUUACCAAGUUCCUGCUGUACCUUUCCACCCCUUCAAAAGCACCAACAGCCGCAGAGGACCUGAGACCUUCACUGGAGGCCCUUGUCAACAUGCGCGGCCUCAGCUGCGGCUCUGCAUCGACCUCUGCAUCCAGCAAAGAGGAGCCAAGCGCUGCUGAUUUCAGACCAAAAGCGCUGCUAGCCGCCUACUACAACAGCGCCGCCAGCAGCUCAGCAUCAGCCCUGCAGCACCUGCCAGCCAAUAUCGCUCUGUGUGACCCGCCGGACGCUACCAUUGGCUACGAGGCUGUCAUCCAAGGAGCCCAGGCAUUGCUGCAGCGGCUGUUUCCGGACUUGCAGGGAGGCUUGUUUCCAGGGGGAGGUGAUGCGGGGGAUGAUGAGUCAGACGAAGAGGCGAUUCAGGCCCUCUCAGAGGCCCUCGGUGAUCUGGGUGUCCCCACAGAUGGUCCUGACAAGGCUGGUUAA